AUGUGGCCAUCGUGCCUGCGGUUGAGCCAGCAGUUCAGCCAGACGUCCCAAAGCCAGAAGAAGCUUCUACCCAGGAACGAUCCACUGUUGCUGCAGACCCUCCCAGAACUGCAGAGACAGCAGUACUUGAGCAGAAGGAGGAUGUGGCCAUCGUGCCUGCGGUUGAGCCAGCAGUUCAGCCAGAGGUCCCAAAGCCAGAAGAAGUUUCUACCCAGGAACGAUCCACUGUUGCUGCUGACUCUCCCAGCACUGAAGAGACAGCAGUACUUGAGCAGAAGGAGGAUGUGGCCAUCGUGCCUGCGGUUGAGCCAGCAGUUCAGCCAGAGGUCCCAAAGCCAGAAGAAGUUUCUACCCAGGCACUUUCAAGCCCAACGCUGCAUCCAUGUAUGUGAUAUGGAUUAUUUGGAUUUAUUUGGAUGUAUGUUGCACUUGCCCCAAUUUUGGUGUAAAUUUCACAAUGAUUUAUGUAUAGAUACUAUCGCUGUCCUUCAAGACAACAGGCAGUAG
Messenger RNA from Cladocopium goreaui, 507 nucleotides. The record is from the annotation of a GenBank genome assembly. NCBI's taxonomy places the organism in Eukaryota, Dinophyceae, Suessiales, Symbiodiniaceae.